AUGGGGACAGAGAGCUGGUCUUUAAUAGGAAGGCUAAAGAGGGCAGUAAAAAAGAUAACUUUUUUGCUGAAUCUUGAUAUGAACAAAUGGAAGUUAGUUUCAUCUUUGAUUGGAGCAUCUUCAAAAAGACAUCAAUUGAGUUUCAAAGAGAAGAAAUUGCAAAAACAACCAACAGGAUUGAAUGUAAUAUGUUUUGAGAAUGAUGAUUUGAGUCCAAAUAAUUCAGGUACAGGUUCUAAUUCAUUUAAAGGACUUCAAAGAACUAUGAGUUAUCCAUCAUCAGAAGAUGAUAUUGAUAAAAGAGCUGAAAUGUUUAUAGCUAAUUUCUAUAAGCAACUUAAACUUGAAAGGCAAAUUUCUUUGGAGUUACGUUAUUGUAGAGGGCAUAGUUUUGGAUCUUCGCCAUCUCCAUGA
Molecule: messenger RNA, 414 nt
Organism: Nicotiana tabacum (common tobacco)
Lineage: Eukaryota; Viridiplantae; Streptophyta; Magnoliopsida; Solanales; Solanaceae
Source: RefSeq, a predicted model, not a curated record